CAGUCAUCAUAUCGGCAGUCGCAUUUUGAACAAACAUAACAAACCGUGUUUCGACUUGUUCAAAUCUAAACAAACCUCGUACCAAACAUCCAGUCGCUCUACUGUUAGCGUGCAGGCAACACGGGUGGUGAUCAAAAAGAAAAAUAAAAGGUUUUGUUUUGAAAAUGCUGAACGCAACAUGCUGAUAUGGGAAGUGAAAGCAAAGCAGGGAGAUGAGUCGCUACGCCAUAUUCGCCGUUCUCUCCAUUUUCACUGUUGUGACGUUGCAAACUACAGAUUUCCAAGACAACCUAAUAAAUGGCUACCGUGCCCUCAUUGCGGACAUCCAAGUGCGGACCCAGAAGUCUAGGGAAGACAUGGACACGCUGGUCUCGCAGAUCAAGCUGCUCAUGAAGAACGAAGCUGACAAAGCUAUCAACUACAUGACAGUGUAUUUGGAGCAAAUAUCUUUAUAUUUCCAGGUAAUAAUCCACGACAGAAAGCCACGCAACGGCACUUACUGCAAAGAGAGCAUAGUGAAGUUACUUGGCGAAAACCUGCAGUUAGCAGACGAGAAUGUGACCCUAUGCCUCGCCUUGGGGUACCAAAGAGUACAGAGAUUACCAGAGAAACUCCAAGUCCACUUCGAGACGUUGGAAAAUCUGAAGAAGUACUCGGCUUCGAAGCUGUUCGAAUGCCAGAAGCAACAGCAGGUGGGCGGAAACUGCUCCCACGAAAGCCAGGACUUGGAAAGGACUGUCUUCCUGUACGAAACUUCGCCAUUCCCAGUGGUGAUGGCAGAAAUAGCCAUCCAUGGAUUCAAAGAGGUGUCAGACCUCAGCGUGUGCCUCAAAGACAUCAUCUCCAGGAUGAUGACGCACUCAGUCAAGGUCAUAGGAGACUUCAAUAGAUGCAUUCAUAACAUAGAAAUGCCUAAACUUAAGUAUCUACUCAAGUUCAUGAAAAAGUAUGCCUGAUUUGUAAUGUUUUAAGUUUCGAUAGAAAAUCUACAGUACUAAAUAAUUUUACAAUCUGACUAAAUUUCCCUUGUGUAAAAUAAAUCGAAAAUAUAAGUUGUAGGAAAGUUAUCUUUCAAACUAAGUGUAACAGGCGUCUCGCGUGAAUUAAAGUAACUCUAAUUGCGACUUGAGUUUAAAAUAAGUGUAAAUAAAACAAAAUUAAUUAAUAUCUUAAGUUGUGAAUGACAAGAGAACCGCUUGAGGAUACUUAACCAAUGCCUAAAGUUCUAUUUUACGUGUUUGAUAUAAAGUUAAACUAUGUUUUAUAAAUAAAUGUAUUUGUAA
Ostrinia nubilalis (European corn borer) is the source of this 1283-nucleotide messenger RNA. RefSeq lists its product as uncharacterized. The transcript has 5 exons. The record is from RefSeq and is a predicted model, not a curated record. Bases 213 to 956 code for a protein of 247 amino acids. Lineage: Eukaryota; Metazoa; Arthropoda; Insecta; Lepidoptera; Crambidae.